GUUUAGAUCGACAAAACAUGGUUCGUAAACUGAAAGCGAGUCAGGCUUGUCCCACGUUGACAAAAGAUGCGAUAAGCCAAUUACCUAAUGAUUUGACAUGCCAGAUACUUUCUCUUCUCUCCACAAAGGAAGCUGUUAAGACUAGUGUUUUGUCUACUAGAUGGAGACAUCUUUGGCUUUCGCUUCCUUGUUUGGAGUUAAAAUCCAGGGAGUUUUUAGAUCUCAAAAACUUUACGAGUUUCGGCGACAGAUUCUUCGAUUCCACUAGGGUUUCAUGCAUACAGGAAGUCAAGUUAACGAUUCAUAAAAAAGACGUUAGUGAUGGUUAUUUUCUCACGUCAUGGUUUGAUGCUGCGGUUAAGCGUAAGAUCCAACAUCUACAUGUUGGUUCUUACUCUUACGCAGACCGUAGAUUUAACAAGAUGCCGCAGAGAGUUUAUAACUGUGAGACACUGGUAUGCUUAAAGCUCUUUCAGGUGACCUUGUCUGAUGCUGAGUUUGUUUCCUUACCUAGCCUGAAGACUAUGCAUUUAGAAUAUAUCGAGUUUCCUAAUGAGGCAACUUUUGAGACGCUUGUCUUAUGCUCCCCCGUGCUGGAAUGUUUAAAGAUUGUCGUGGCUAGUGACGAUGAAAAAGUAUUUCGGGUGCACUCUCGGUCAUUGAAGAGGCUCACUUUCGAACGAGUUUCUCCUUUCCUGUUUGAUUCAGCAGGAGUUGUUAUUGAUGCUCCUCGUCUAUGCUUUUUGAGCAUCAACGAUAACAUAUCAAAAAGUGUCAUAAUACACAAAUUGGAGUCCAACGCCGUCUUACAAAUGUCUCUCCUCGGUAUCAUCUGUUUGGAAGAAUUUGAUGAUGAGUUUUUCGACGAUAUUUAUGAAGUAAUCGUUUCAUCGAAGAUAAGUAACAUCCACAAGUUUCUUCAUGGGAUCUCGAUGGCUAGGAGUAUGAAAAUAUGUAGAGGCACCUUAAAGAUUAUGUGUCACUACUCGAAACUCGAACCGUUUCCUCAGUUUAGUAACAUGUCCUACCUGGAUAUCACUCUUUAUCCACGCGAUUUUAAAUGGUUACCAGCCUUUCUUGAGAGCUUCCCAAACUUGAAGUACCUCGCCUUGGUAUGCGAUGACAGAAAAGGUGGUUUUAGUGAGGACAUUGAUCAAGUGAGUUUCUCAUCUGUGCCUGAGUGUUUGCUAUCGUCUCUUGAGUUUGUUGAGUUGAUAGCACCAGUCCAGUAUGAUGUUGAAUUGAAGCUGGUAAAGUACUUGUUAAAGAAUUCGGCUGUCCUCGAGAAACUCAUUCUACGUUUGGCUUCUUAUAAUUCAAGAAGAGACUAUAUGUUGAAGAAACUACUCAAAAUACCAAGAGUCUCUACCAAAUGUAAAGUCGUCAUCCUCUGAUUUGUAGUGAGAGUAUCGUGAGGUUUGUCUCUGACAUGUUAAAAGGUUGCAAGGCUUUUAUUUGAAAAAA
Messenger RNA from Brassica oleracea var. oleracea, 1464 nucleotides. Its product is annotated as putative FBD-associated F-box protein At5g53635. NCBI's taxonomy places the organism in Eukaryota, Viridiplantae, Streptophyta, Magnoliopsida, Brassicales, Brassicaceae. The record is from RefSeq and is a predicted model, not a curated record. The transcript has 3 exons. Gene Ontology annotation, molecular function: protein binding. The coding region runs from base 18 to 1394 and encodes 458 amino acids.